Molecule: messenger RNA, 175 nt
Organism: Dovyalis caffra
Lineage: Eukaryota; Viridiplantae; Streptophyta; Magnoliopsida; Malpighiales; Salicaceae
Source: the annotation of a GenBank genome assembly
AGGUUACACAAACCGGUGCAUCAAAGAGAGGUCGUGGGGCCAUGACGGGUUUGAAAAGGAAAAAGGUCGAUAUGAUUGGGCUGAACCAUGUGGAUUUCAGGACCACUUAAAUCCCUAUCUAUCAAAGACAGAAGCCCAUAACUCUCAGAGCCAUGCAACAAACGCACUUCGGUAA